UGCGAGCGCCCACCACACAGAGACAUGUGUGUCAUCAUCGCUCUCAUCGUGAAGGAAUCUGCUUGAUUUCAUUUAGUAAGAUUCCGAUCUCUCUCUCACUCACGACACGCACAGUAUAGUGUUGCUUUGGUGAGGAUCGAUCGAAGAACGAGAGAAGAUGGAGAGCGACUCCGAGAUGGUGGCGUUGCCUCUGUUACCGACUCCGAUAGAAUCAAACUACAGAGCUUGCACCAUUCCUUAUCGAUUCCCUUCUGAUAAUCCCAGAAAAGCUACUCCCACUGAGAUCUCUUGGAUCGAUCUCUUCUCCAAUUCCAUCCCUUCUUUCAAGGAACGAGCAGAGAGCGAUACAACCGUUCCAGAUGCUCCAGUUCGAGCUGAAAAGUUUGCCAAAAGGUAUGCGGAGAUUCUUGAGGACUUGAAGAAGGAUCCAGAUAGCCAUGGUGGACCACCAGAUUGCAUUCUUCUCUGCAGAAUCCGUGAGGUAAUGCUAAGAGAAUUAGGAUUUAGGGACAUCUUCAAGAAAGUUAAGGAUGAGGAGAAUGCUAAGGCUAUAUCUUUAUUUCCUGAAGUUGUCCGUCUGAGUGAUGCUAUUGAAGAUGAAGGAAAACGCAUAGAGAAUCUGGUAAGAGGGAUAUUUGCUGGAAACAUCUUUGAUCUGGGUUCUGCACAGCUAGCUGAGGUUUUCUCUAAGGACGGAAUGUCAUUUUUGGCUAGUUGUCAAAACUUAGUUCCACGACCAUGGGUUAUUGAUGAUUUGGAUAACUUUCAAGCUAGAUGGGUCAAGAAGCCUUGGAAGAAAGCAGUUAUAUUUGUCGAUAAUUCUGGUGCAGACAUAAUUUUGGGUAUCUUGCCGUUUGCUAGAGAAAUGCUACGUCGAGGAAUGCAGGUGAAGCAUCCAGAAGUAGCACAAUUUCUUGGAGGACGUCUUUAUGACUGUGUCAUCAAAUACAAUGAAGUCCAGAGUUAAUUAUAUAUUUCACAACCUCAUUUUUACUGAACUCCUCCGAUAAUUUUAUCAUGUCAUAUAAAACAGCUCUUAUUAGGCUUUGUAACUUAGAGAUCCAAAUCCUACUCUCUGUCGACAUUCAGAUCUAAGAAUUUAUGACUUUUUGAAAUUCUUCAUGAAAAA
Messenger RNA from Camelina sativa (false flax), 1129 nucleotides. The record is from RefSeq and is a predicted model, not a curated record. NCBI's taxonomy places the organism in Eukaryota, Viridiplantae, Streptophyta, Magnoliopsida, Brassicales, Brassicaceae.